UUUUCAUUUAUUCUUUUUAUUUUUAUUUAUUUAAUUUUUAAUUUUUUCCCCAAAAGUAAAAUUCGUUUCUUCUUGGUUCACACCGAACUGUAGAUGCUUUUGUCGGAAGAUUCUCUCCGGUUUCAAUCGUCUUCUCCAGCACUCAGAAGUCUCCGUUUCUGGUUCUAGGGUUUCCCCGAUCGUCUGAAAUUUUUAUUCAGUAAAAUUGACUUUGCAUUGUCCAUCUUAAUUAUCACUUGAGACUUUAGAAUCUGAGAGCAUGGCCGUAUAGAGUUCUUGUCAUGUAAUUCACAUUCUGAUGGAGUCAAGGGUCAUCUUGCAAUCUGAGGCACACCUAAAUUCGGACAAUACUGCAUUUCAAGAUAGUGAACAUGGUGUAGCCCCUUCUGCACCAAUUCACCUUGUGCCCCAGCAGCCUGUAAAAAAGCAAACUCGGCAAUGGGCUGCGUGGACUCGUCAAGAGGAGGAAAAUUUCUUUACUGCAUUACGACAAGUUGGCAAGAAUUUUGAAAAGAUAACUUGUCGCGUCCAAAGUAAAAACAAGGACCAGGUCAGACAUUAUUACUAUCGUCUUGUGAGACGAAUGAACAAGCUUCUUGGCCCAGGAUUGUAUCUUGAUGCGAAAAACUCUAAAGAUACUAAUGCUGCAAUGCUUCGUUGGUGGUCUUUAUUGGAAAAGUAUAGCUGCAAAGCAUCAAAACUUCACUUGAAACCUCGAAGGUUUAAGAUAUUCAUAGAAGCCUUGGAGCACCAACUGUUAAAGGACCGAAAGAAGAGCGUUAGAAAACGGCCUACUCAUGGGGAUUAUUGCCCUCCUACUCCUAACACAGUUACAAAUCAGGGUAGAACUUCAGGCCAUGAUAAUCGUACUGUUAAAUUGGUUCUUGUCGACAGUCAAAACAUUCAGAAAGUAGGAUCUGGAAAAGCACCGUUGAAGCGCAAUGUAAACUUAAGCAUUAACCGUAGCAAUAAUAAAGGAGACUCAACUACCAUGAAACCUGCAAGGCAACAACGACGGAAACCAGGUGUUGUAUCAUCUGCAGCAUAUAAAAAAUGGGAAAAGGCAGCUAUUGCUGGAGUCUCUUUGGUUGCUGAUGCGGCUGAGCACUUGGAACGGACAUCAACUGACAAAGAGCUUGAGCAAAACCAAAGUACCUCAGGCCAAAAAAAGAGUUCUGACCCUGCUGGACAAGUUUUGUUCUCUUUGCCUAAUUUUCCUCAAAAUCCUUUUGCUGAGAGCAAUAUAAACUCUUCAAUGAAGCUUAAGCUCCAGUUAUUUCCAAUUGAUGAUGGUACUAGAAGAGCCUUGGAAAUGGAUAAACAUAAUCCCCACCUUGAGCUCACUCUUAGUAAUCGAAAAAGAAUAUCAUCAGUUUUGGAACAUCUAAAUCGUAAAUGGGGCAGUUCUAAGGUUGCCUCUGGAGAGCUAGUGCUUUUCCCUUACAGUGUUCAAAAAGAAAAUAUAGUUGGUCAUCAGAGCUGGACUCAAGACUCGGUUGCCAGCGCAGCUGAUGUAUAUGCUAUGAUUGGAAGUCCACAAGUUUUUCGAUUAAGGUAUGGUUGGAUUCCCACUGCCGAACAUGGGUUUGCCACAUUGCAAGAGAAAGCAACUUUGCCAUCUUGCUCCAUUUCAGGAGAGCCUAAUGUAAUUAUUGAAAAGAGGGACCAGGAUAUGCGGAGUUCAACACCCAUGUCCGUCCCAUCAACUGCUCAUCAAUCCAUGGAUCUUCAUGAGGAUAAUCUAGCCUCGGUGAACAAAAACCAUGCUUCUGCUUUGAUUUCAACUAAUGUGCUGCUGAAUGAGAGAAGGUAUAGUUCUGCAGGUCCAAGUGAUAACCUUCUGGACUCCUCUGAUCCUACUGCAAAUAAAUUCUGGCAUGGAAAGGGUGCUGGUGGUGAGACUAGCAUGAGGCAAUUGGGAGAUACGGAUGACAUAAGGUUAAGCAAUGGAAGUGGUCUUUCUCCUGGUGAGUGGGCUGAUAGCCUCACCAACAUAAGUGUUGGAGAUCUACUUUCAGGAGUGUCUCAAGAUAUGAAAGCUAACUGCAUUGAUCCUCCAGUUGCUGAAAGCGCUCACUGCCUUCAGCAGAUGCCAUUCAGCUGUGACUCAUUUGAUGCUGCUAUUGCUGCUCAUAUUUCUAGGCAGCAGGACAAAAUGGGUUGUCAGCCUACUUUGGUGUCUUCGAUUUGGGAUGCUGAAGAAACUUGUGACGGCUUCUUAUUUCAAAAAAACCAUGUCCAUUGUCAGGAGGCUGAAAGUCUAUCUGGUGUUGCUACUCCAAAUGCUCGCAAACAAACUACCGGGACAAACUUGAUGGAAUCUAUCCAUUUGGAUGAGGAGUUAUCUGAGGUGGAGGGACCAACUGAUGAUUCUGCUCAAGGAGAUCCUAUGGAUGACCGUGGGCCUGAUUCGCAACUCUUAGAGAAUCCAGCUAAAGAUUUCAGCGAGCUUGCAGAUAUAUAUUGGCCCGAGUCCCUAGGACCAUUAGAUUUGGAUAUACCAUCUUCCAAGUACCACUCCGAAGAUCUUAUUCUAAGCGAUAGCCUUAGCGGAUUGAACCGUCUGAUAGCCAGCAGUUUAGAUGCAUUUCAAAAUUGUUCAUUUUUUGGGUUGGACAAGAAAGAAUCAGCGUCAACAGUGGAGGCUCGAGAAUCCAUCUCCUUUUCAGAUUUUAAAAUUGGCAGUGGUCUUUGAGAAUCUUCAAAUGGGAUAUAACCAAAGAUGAUAUCUCAUAGAUUCGAGGUUUAGCAUUGAAGUAUAGCAAGCAUAUAAUGAUCUUCUAAGUUCAGCUGACUUCAUGGUUGCAUGCGAAAGGAACUGUUGUGAGCAGAAUAGAUAAUGGCGUUUGUGUUGACUGUUUCUCUGAUUGAAAAUGUCCUCCACCUGUAGAAAUUAUAGACAGGAAGAAAAUCUAACAGUUUGUUCCGACGUUUUGCAUCUUCUUUCCAAUAGUUUCAUGUAAAUUGUGAUCCAAAGCUGAUGUGAGGAGCUAUGCAACUUUAACAGACCAAAAGGACUUUGUUAUAGGUGCGGGGCAUAUCCUUUGGUCUCUAAUGUUGAUUUCUUGUACAUUCUUGUUGUCAUACUUUAUCUUUCUUCUUUGCAGUUCUCCAAUCUUUCAUUCAGGGGUCUCAUUAAUGAAAUUGGCUCCUAAUUAUGACAAAUGUUGUGAAGGGCCUUCGCAAA
This is a messenger RNA of Humulus lupulus (European hop), 3187 nucleotides long. Its product is annotated as TSL-kinase interacting protein 1. Gene Ontology annotation, cellular component: nucleus. The record is from RefSeq and is a predicted model, not a curated record. The transcript has 14 exons. Gene Ontology annotation, molecular function: chromatin binding. Gene Ontology annotation, biological process: pattern specification process. Lineage: Eukaryota; Viridiplantae; Streptophyta; Magnoliopsida; Rosales; Cannabaceae. The coding region runs from base 299 to 2695 and encodes 798 amino acids.